AAGGAUACUUCCGGCAACCACUGGAAGUUUACACCUGCGCACUCCCGUAACGGCGCCGGAAGUGAGUGCUGACCACCCGCAAUGGCGGACCCGCGGCGGCCCGCGCGGGUUACGCGGUACAAGCCGCCCACCACCGAGAGCAACCCGGCGCUGGAGGACCCCACGCCGGACUACAUGAACCUGCUGGGCAUGGUGUUCAGCAUGUGCGGGCUGAUGCUCAAGCUGAAGUGGUGCGCCUGGAUCGCUGUCUACUGCUCCUUCAUCAGCUUCGCCAACUCACGCAGCUCUGAGGACACAAAACAGAUGAUGAGCAGCUUCAUGCUCUCCAUCUCAGCUGUGGUGAUGUCCUACCUGCAGAACCCACAGCCCAUGUCCCCUCCGUGGUGACAAAAAGGGCUCCUGCUUUGGGGCUGUGACAAUAAAGGGGCGGCUGUAGGGGCUGA
Messenger RNA from Phasianus colchicus (ring-necked pheasant), 443 nucleotides. It is a transcript of the gene WDR83OS, whose product is annotated as WD repeat domain 83 opposite strand. Gene Ontology annotation, cellular component: endoplasmic reticulum membrane. Gene Ontology annotation, biological process: protein insertion into ER membrane. The record is from RefSeq and is a predicted model, not a curated record. Gene Ontology annotation, molecular function: protein folding chaperone. Lineage: Eukaryota; Metazoa; Chordata; Aves; Galliformes; Phasianidae.